Triplophysa dalaica is the source of this 5236-nucleotide messenger RNA. It is a transcript of the gene trak2, whose product is annotated as trafficking protein, kinesin binding 2. Bases 246 to 3233 code for a protein of 995 amino acids. Gene Ontology annotation, biological process: neurogenesis; anterograde axonal transport of mitochondrion. Gene Ontology annotation, cellular component: dendrite. The record is from RefSeq and is a predicted model, not a curated record. The transcript is spliced from 17 exons. Gene Ontology annotation, molecular function: GABA receptor binding. Lineage: Eukaryota; Metazoa; Chordata; Actinopteri; Cypriniformes; Nemacheilidae.
CUCAGUCAGCCCCCACCCCUCCCUCCGCGCGCUUCUCUAUUGUCUCACCGUACGAGGUGACAGCAGCCACAUGCGCCAGUAGCGCUCAGAAAACGGGUUUAAAGUCAUCAGGAGGUGAAGACUGGAGUCCUUAUAUAUCAGCCGUGUUUUGGUGCAAAACAGGAUGUAAGGCGUAAAUCUUCUGUCUGUGCGGUUUGGGCGUGAGUGCGGAGCCCCGCCCUCAUUCGCCCAGCUGACCAAUCAGAAUGUUUGAGGUAAAGCCAAUGAGCGUGGAGAAGAAGGAAACAGCUGCUGGAACAGACGAGAGCAGUAAGGUGCGUGACGCGGGUGUCAGUGGCUGCGCCAGGGACUCUUUAUAUCUGUAUGAGGGUCAGGACUGGGUCAUCUCACCCGCCUGUUCUCCUGAAGAACCCAGCGCAAUCUCUCCCAUGCUGGCCGAGGAAACUUUCCGCUACAUGACAUUUCUAGCUGUGGGUUCCUCCUCAUAUGCUCCUAAUGCUCCUAACAGUCUCUCUAAAGUUCUCAGCUCCGACCGGGUGGAGCAGAUGACCAAGACGUUCAAUGACAUUGACGUGGUCACACAUCUGCUGGCUGAGAGGGACCGGGAUCUGGAAUUGGCCGCUCGGAUUGGUCAGUCUCUCCUCCAGAGGAAUCAUGUGCUGCAGGAACGAAACGAGUCUCUGGAGGAACAGCUCGCACAGGCUCUAGAUCAGGCUCAUCAGCUUCAGCACGAGUUGGGCAAGAAGGAUGAACUCUUGCGUAUGGUGGCAAGCGCCAGCGAGGAGAGCGAGACCGACUCCAGCUGCUCCACGCCGCUCCGUCACUCCACCCCGGCGGGUGCAGCUCUCGCCCUCAGCCAGCUGGAGGCGCUGCAGGCCAAACUACAGGAGGUGGAGGAGGAGAACCUCUUUUUGAGAUCAGAGGCCUGUCAUUUGAAGAAAGAAACCGUGACGUAUGAGGAGAAGGAACAGCAGCUGGUGAAGGACUGCGUGAAAGAACUACGUGAAUCGAACCGUCAGAUGGUGACGCUCACGGAGGAACUCUCUAAGAAGAACGAGGCGUUACUGAGACAUCAGGAGGAGAUUGCGCAGUUACUCUCACAGAUCGUUGAGCUCCAGCACCGAAUCAAAGAGGUGGCAUUAGAGAAAGAAGAGUUGAGAGUUCAUCUUCAUGCCUCAAAGGAAGCACAACGCCAGCUCACUGCUGAGCUGAAAGAGAUGGUGGACAGGAACGCCGAAUGUGUGGGAAUGUUACACGAGACUCAGGAGGAGAUUAAGGAACUGCGCUGUAAGAACACGCCAUCUGCAGGUCUGCGCAGACACCUGCCGUAUGGACUGUACCCUAUGGAUUCUUUGGCAGCUGAGAUUGAAGGGUCAAUGAGGAGAGGAGUGAGUGUAGAGGAAGAGAUCGCCUUUGAGGAUCAAAGGUCGGCCCACAAGCGUGUGUUCCAGACAGUGAGGGCGGUGAAUCAGUCCACGAUGAAAGCUGCCAUGACUCCCAUCCCAGGCUCCGCCCACGGCGGUGUUGUCAUGACAGCGCAGCCCCAUCAGUCACACACAGAGGAAGAGAUCCACAGAGAUCUGGAUGCCACCAAAGAAAGUUCUCGUCUGGGUCAACCAGGCUUUCCUGGAGGAAACGACUUAACGUCAGCAGUACAUCGGUUGUCUUUGCGAAGGCAGAACUUCCUGUGCGAGCGGCAGUUUUUCCAGGCCGAGAGAGACCGUAAGCUGCAGGAGCUCGCCGAGUCGGAAGGAGGCGGGAGCGGAUGUAGUUCACCAAUGGGAAGCGCGUUUUCUUCUUCCACCAACCUAUCAGAAUUUUCCUUCUCCUCCAGCUGUUUCAAAACCUUUCUGCCUGAAAAACUGCAGAUUGUGAAACCGAUGGAAGGUUCUCUGACCCUUCAUCACUGGCAGCAGCUGGCCAAACCCCACCUGGCCACUAUUCUAGACCCCCAUCCGGGCGUCGUCACCAAAGGUUUCUGUCCUCUUCCUCAGGACAAAGUCUAUCAGCUCACUGAUCUCGAAGAAGAUGAAAACCAAGAAAAGCCACCGUGGGAGCGUAAGAGUAAGGAAGAAACCACACGAUGCACAAAGACCGACGAGGAAGAUGAGGAUGACGGAGGGAUUACGUUUCACGUGCAGUUGUCGUCAACUCCCGAAGAAAAGAGAGAGAGAAGUCGUGUCCAAACCCCAACGAAUGUCCCGCCCCUUCCUGGGUCCUUAAGGAAUUCCCCUGUGCCUAUAGCGGCGGUGAUUUCCAUAGCAACAGCAGUCAACCAGACAGCCAGUUCUGCAGUUGCCUCUGGAAUCUCUGGAACAGUAUUUCCUCCGCUUGACCUGAAUCUUGGGUGUAAAGCGCCCUCUACAGGUGUAAAUCCUGGAAAAUAUCAAAGCUCAACCUUUUCCACGUAUACUUUUACUACCUGUCGGAUCAUGCACCCUAGUGACUGCACACAGGCGACAUCCAGCUCUGUCUGUAGUCCUUCUAUCGGCGCUUACACCCCAAGUUCUCUUCGGACCGGUCCCAGUACUCCAGUCACUCCCUGCAGGUUGAGUCUGGGUGACUCUUUCCCCAUUCGCCGUCCAGCAGCGCCCCCCGGUGGCCUCACCAAACUACUUUUGGAAAAAGGCAUCUCUGCUCAAGGUCCAGUUGCAACAGAACCAAAAAAGCCCCUUUCCAUGCGUCGUCUUCCCAGUACCCCGCCCAACUCCCCCUCCCACUCUCCAUGCCCCUCCCCUGUGCCCUUCGACUCACGCUCCACCUCUUCCGACAACUUCCUGGCCUCCCGCCCUGCCGAGCUCUUCCUACAAGACGUUUACGGGCUAAAACUCGGUCGUUCCCCCAGACCGGACCUCUUGAGCCCGGAUCAUCAGUCCCCCCAGGAGCAACCAAACAAGUCCGAGCGGAAUAGCAUCAAACUAGUGGAGCAGCUGCGUAAGCUGGGAUUGGAUACAAAAGUGCUCAAGGGGUCCGACCAGCCGCAAGAAUCUGCCACUUUCUUAGCAACAGGAGGAGGGAGUUUAUUGGAUGGCCUUCGGCGGAAUCAAAGCCUGCCUGCCAUGGUCAGUCGGCGCAGCGCGUCGCUCUCCAGUCCCACCUAUCCCGUACCGCCCCCACACCCUACUUAUCUGGCCCUUCCCACUCCGCCCUGGGUGAACCGGAAUGAGUCACGACGAACCACACGUAGACACGCCUCCCUUUCUCAGGCCCCGCCCCACCUACAUAAUUCUUGAAGAUGAGGGAGUGGAUGACCUUGACUUUAUAUCUUUGUUGAUUUUAAUAUCCCGUCUAUUCCACCUCUUGAAGACUUGAAGAUGAAAAGGGAUAUUUUAAAAGCACAAUAAUAAAGUAAUAGCAUCUUUUUGCAUAAAUAUGAAGAUUUAAAGGCCUUAAAGCACUCAAGAAGGAAGACUUAUAAUUUCUUUUCCCCUCAAACAUUUCCUUUCAUUCUUUUCUCUAACAACAUAAUUAUUUUUUAUAUUUCUCUCUUUUCAACAUCAUUGCACUUAUUUUCUGUGUUAGUUUGAGCUGUGGAGAUUCUAGGAUGUGAGUAGUGUUCAAGAAAGACAAAUGCAUGUGAAGAAGGUUGUUGAAUGUAGUCUGGAUGGCCAGCAGAAGGGAAGGAUGAAAGUCUAAAGGAAUGCUAUAACAGACUGGAAAUAUGAAGGUUUCUGUAAGUUUUUUUAAAAGCGUGGUCACUAUGGGUCACUCUUGAGAUGGUGAAGUAUGUUGACAGGAUUGAGGUAGAUAAAUAGGAAGUUGCAUCUCCACAGCCUCACCGAGGGGUUUGUUUUCAUUCUGAGGUUGUAGUUCGGAGCGUGUCCUGAACAUCUGUCUGCUCGUGUCGUAGUAUGCUUUGCAACUUUUCUCUACGUUAAGUGUAGGUCAUAGGGUAGUGCAUUUAUAGACGUUCACUGAAGAACGUCUUGACUCCCAGCAUGCAUCUGGACAUCGCCUGUCUAAAUCAUGUGGCAUAGAAUUCUAUCGUUUUUGAAAAAUGGGUCACAGAAGAACAGGAUCUUUCAGGAUUUAGGACUGUGAAGUUUGAUGUUUUGUUGGGUCCUGUUUUUAGAACAUCGUUGUUCCUUUGUUAUAAAUAUUCAAGGAUGGAUCGUGUUUAAGGGACUUGCACUUGAUUUGUUUUGGAUUAUUUAAAGCGACGGUGAUAGAUUUUACACGUUUGAUUUUGUUAAAAGACUAUUUCACGGCACAAUUCGAAAGGGAAAUUUGUUUUACUUGUGAGUUUGUAUUUCUUGCGAGCUCAACUCACAGUAAAUAUACUUUUGUCGGGUAUCUAUUUGUUUGUACAUCUCUUAAUUGUUAUAAAAUUACAAAUCAUAUUUUCAUUGAUUUCAGAAACUAGAUGUACCAAGUCAGUAUUGCUGUUUUGUGGUUUUGGCACUUCGGACCCCUCAAUGACAUAAUUUCCUCUCAUUUUCUUGUCAUUUUAAGCACUUUUGAUUUUUAACUCUUUGUAUUUUUUAGUAAAUAGGCUUUAUGUAGCGUUUAACAAACUAGACUAAGGUCAUAACUUAAGAGGUAUUAAUAACUAAACUAUUUGAUGUAGGAUUUAGAGUUUUAAUAUAUGUGCUAUGAGAUUUGGUGCCGUUUAAGCUGGGACUCAAAAGACCUCGUUAAUGGGUAUAAACCAAAAGUCUUUUUUUGCACCCGAAUUGUAAUUUUAUAAACUAAAAUUUUGUGUUUGUUUGUUUGUGUGGUAAACUGACUUUUUUUCCUUUUUUAUUAAUCUCAGUUUAGUUUAGAAGUUCUGGCAUGGACGAGAUGUUUGUACAAGAAUACAACCAAACUAAACAUAAUUUAAACUAAACCAUCAUUACAGUUUUACAUUAAACGCUGUGUCUUUACAUAAGAACACUUUCUGUGUCAACAGCUUUGUCUUCUAUACAGUACAUUAUAUGUAUAUCCUUGAUAAAAUUUUAUUUGCGAGCUGAAUUGUGUGGUACUACUUCAUGCAUUAUUUAAAGUAUUGAAGUGUCCUUAUUUACUUCCUGCUGUUGAGGUCAUCAAGCCCUCUGCUGCCAAUCAGGUCAAAGGUUAAUGCUUGAUGAUGUCACAAAGAGUGACGUCAAACACCAAAUGAUCUCUUUUGUGUGCUUAUGGCAGUCAUAUAGAUAUAGGCUGAUGUUCCGUAACCAUAUUUUCCUGCUGUCAGUACCCCGUAUUAGCAUCAUUAUGUUGUUGUUGUUGUUUUUUUAUAAUAAAAUGUAACAAAAUA